This is a messenger RNA of Protobothrops mucrosquamatus (brown spotted pit viper), 2654 nucleotides long. It is a transcript of the gene WFS1, whose product is annotated as wolframin ER transmembrane glycoprotein. The annotation marks the transcript as partial. NCBI's taxonomy places the organism in Eukaryota, Metazoa, Chordata, Lepidosauria, Squamata, Viperidae. The transcript is spliced from 4 exons. Gene Ontology annotation, cellular component: endoplasmic reticulum; endoplasmic reticulum membrane. The record is from RefSeq and is a predicted model, not a curated record. Gene Ontology annotation, biological process: endoplasmic reticulum unfolded protein response; calcium ion homeostasis.
GCAUCACUUCGGAAAACAUGCCAGAGGUGAAGCAACUGUUGUCCGAGACUGAUCUGGAAAGAGCGGUCAGAAAAGCAGCCCUGGUCAUCUACUGGAAAUUAAAUCCAAAGAAGAAAAAAGAACUGGCUGUUUCAGAACUGUUGGAAAACGUCGGCGAAGUGGACAGCCAGGGCCAGGGAGACCAGCGCCCGGGGCCGCUUCCAAAGACCGUCCAGAAGCAAAGAAGGAUGCUGGAGAGAAUGGUCAGCAGCGAAGCCAAGAAUUACAUGGCCUUGGACGACUUCGUUGAAAUAACCAAGAAGUUCGCCAAGGGAUUCAUCCCGCCAAGUAUGGUCCCUCAGGAGGACGACGAGGACGACGAGCUGACGGGAAAGAGCCCCGAGGACCUCCCCCUCCGACAGAAGAUCAUCAAGUAUCCCCUUCACGCCAUCAUGGAGAUCAAAGAGCACAUGAUAGAGGUGGCCUCCAAAGCCGGCAUGCAUUGGCUGUCCACCAUCGUUCCCACCCACCAGAUCAACGCCCUGGUCUUCUUCUUCAUCCUCAGCAACCUGACCAUUGACUUCUUUGCCUUCUUCAUCCCCCUGGUGGUCUUCUACCUGUCUUUCGUCUCCAUGGUGAUUUGCACCCUGAAAGUCUUCCAGGAUAGCAAAGCGUGGGAGAACUUCCGCACCCUCACCAACCUGCUCCUUCGCUUCGAGCCGGACCUGGAUGUCGAAGAGGCGGAGGCGAAUUUUGGCUGGAAUCACCUGGAGCCCUAUUUCCACUUCCUGCUCUCGGUCCUCUUCGUCAUCUUCUCCUUCCCGAUAGCCAGCAAGGAAUGGAUGCCCUGCUCCGAGCUGGCCACCGUUUCCGGUUUCUUCAUGGUGACAAGUUAUAUGAGCUUGGGCACCAGCGUGGAGCACUACACACGAAGGGCCAUGUUGACCGAGGUGACUGCGGGGGCCCUCUGCCUACUGCAGGGGGCCCCCGACCACUGGGGUUACGUGAAGCUCUUGGGUAAAACGUUUUACAGCCUUCCGCUCGGCAGUCUUCUGGUGCUGAACCUCAGCGUCCCUUGCCUCUUGUACCUGUACCUGUUUUACCUUUUCUAUUGCAUGGCCCGGCUGAAGAACUUUAAGGGCGUCUAUUGCUACUUGAUUCCUUACUUGGUCUGCUUCAUGUGGUACGAACUCUUCAUUGUGAUUCUUCAGGAAUCCACCGGCCUUGGUCUCCUUCGGGCCUCGGUGGGCUACUUUUUAUUCCUGUUUGCGCUUCCGGUGUUAAUGUUGGGCGUUGCGCUGAUGUGUCUUUUCCACUUCCUACGAUGGCUGGUCACGUUGGAGCUGACCAAGAUUGCGGUCACCCUUCUCCUCUGCGGGGUCCCUUUGCUCUUCCACUUGUGCACGCGGGCCCGAGUCUCGGCCAUCGACAUGGUGAAGUCCCUUACCAAGAGUUCAAUUGUGAAGCUUAUUCUGGUGUGGCUGUCUGCCAUUGUGCUCUUCUGCUGGUUUUACGUCUAUCGCUCGGAGGGGAUGAAGGUGUACAACUCCACGUUGACGUGGAAUCAGUACGGGUUUCUCUGUGGGCCCCGGGCUUGGAAGGAAAGCAACAUGGCGCGAACUCAAAUUUUAUGCAGUCAUCUGGAAGGCCACCGGGUGACCUGGACAGGGCGAUUCAAGUACGUCCGAGUGACCGGCAUUGAGAACAGCGCCGAGUCCGCCAUCAAUAUGCUUCCCUUUUUUCUCGGGGACUGGCUGAGAUGCUUGUACGGAGAGACGUAUCCCGACUGCGACCCCAGAAACGCCACCCUGGAGGAGGAAGAACUGUGCCGGCUGAAGUACUUGAGCAAGCACAACUGCCACAUCAAGAGGUUUGACCGGUAUAAAUUUGAAAUAACGGUAGGCAUGCCCCUGAAUCGUGGGAGCGGCAACGGGACCCUUGAGGACGACGACAUAACCAAGGACAUUGUGCUGAAGGCCAGCAGCGAGUUCAAGUACGUGUUGCUGAACCUGAGACAGGGCAGCGUGGUUGAAUUCAGCACCAUCCUGGAGGGCCGUCUGGGGAGCAAAUGGCCGGUCUUUGAGCUGAAGGCCCUCUCCUGCCUCAACUGCCCGUCAAAGCUCUCCCCGGCAGGCCGGCACGUCAAAGUGGAGCACGACUGGCGGAACACCGUUCAGACAGCGUUCAGAUUCGUCUUCAAUUUUUUGUUCUCCCCUUUUCUGUACAUUGCCUAUUAAGCUCCGGGUGUAACGCCCGCUCCGACACGCUCUUUUGGCCGUCACAAUCUUGAUUUAACGGCAUUUAGCACGGUACGUCAUGCGGUUCUAAUCUUUUUCUGCCUUGCACGAUUAUAGUGAGAAAAACGCCCAGCUGCGUGUUGAAAGGGUUUUUCUAAAGAACUAACCUAUCAAAGCAGAGAUGCCAAAAAAAACCCCCACACAACUUUGCCUUCUAUGUAUACUCAGUAGUUAACAUGAACUUUAUUCCGAAUUCUCAGCUGUAACAAUCACAAUAAUGUCAAAACUGAGGGUGCGUGAUGAUGACGACGCCUGGGCACACGUGCUCCAAUUUACGACUUGGGCCAGGCGCCAUGAGACAAGCACGUUGAUGUGGACAUGAGAUUUUCAUCUCUCUCUUUGCUCUCCCCAAGGAUUGCAGAGAACCGUACUCUAGGG